UAUGCACUUGGAGCCUCAGUACGAAGUCCAUGACUCUGAAACCAGCUUCUCCCAUCUCCUGCCCUGCAUCUGGCAAGCCUUAAUUAGGCAGUGAAUUCGCUCCUCACCAGCUGUACCUACAUAGUACAUACAUCUCAACAUCAAAAGAUGAAGAUCGCCAAGGCCCCAGGGCUCCUGAAGAAGGCGGCGGCGUUAUGCAAGAGCAAGACCGGCGUCCUCACGGCCAGGCUCCUCCUCCUCGCCUCUCCCCGCCGCAGGAUGGCCACUGCCGGUGCCAUCUCGCACAGGAUCCACGCGGUGAUGGUCGCCAACCGGGAGAAGGCGAGAGCCUGCGACAGGACACUCGUGCUGCGCAGGGACGAGGCGAAGCCGGCGACGGUUGAUUUCUCUCAUCAGCUGGCGCUGUUCGACACGGAGGAAUAUGGUCAUGGUGGCUGCCCUGACUGGACGCUGCACCCCAUCUUCAACGACGACGGUGGCAGCAGCUGCUCGUACACGGAAGAAGACUACGAGGUUGAUGGCGACGACGAGGAUGCUGAGGAGCUGCUACUCGAUGCGUCGGAAGACGACGAGCCGUCGGUGAUGGAUGUGAUCAGGAGCAACCGGGAAAUUGAGGGCGUGGAGUUCAACAUGGAGGAGGAGAUCGACCAGGCCGCCGACAUGUUCAUCAGGAGGUUCCGGGAGCGGAUGAACCAGAGCUUCUAGUGAUCAUCUUGUGUUUUACGUAUGUACCACGUUACUGCAGAGUGCAGACGCGGUAACAGACUAAUUUAACCGUAGUACAGCUAGCUGUAUGGGGAUGAAAGUACAUGACCAUGUCCAUCCGCAGGAUAGGAGUUUUUGCAGUUCCAGAGAUUAGAAAUUUCCGGUGUGUGUAUGUGGAAAUUUUAGAGAGUUUUUGACACAUGGCUACAUGCUGAAAUAUGUGUGAGCGCACGCGUGUCGGCGUGUGACGUCCGUAUCGAAGGAUAAAAAACACUAGUGAAUUUUUGGGGAUUGCAAUCCUUUUCUUAACG
Molecule: messenger RNA, 1016 nt
Organism: Brachypodium distachyon (stiff brome)
Lineage: Eukaryota; Viridiplantae; Streptophyta; Magnoliopsida; Poales; Poaceae
Exons: 1
Coding region: 148-705 (185 amino acids)
Source: RefSeq, a predicted model, not a curated record